Molecule: messenger RNA, 2546 nt
Organism: Schistosoma mattheei
Lineage: Eukaryota; Metazoa; Platyhelminthes; Trematoda; Strigeidida; Schistosomatidae
Source: the annotation of a GenBank genome assembly
UUUCUUGUCUUCCAAAACAGAGAAUUUACGAGGACACUCCAAAAAAGUUCAUAAGCCGAGAACAAAUUACUUGUCAGCUGACUAUCGACUUUCCCAUCGAAUCAUCAACGAGUGGAAUUCACUACCUCAGCACGUCGUUGAGGCUCCAUCCGUCGACUCUUUCAAAAGAAAGUUGGAUCAACUGAGAGACCACCAUUGCCAGGACUAACAUAGGCCAUCGAGCCUCCUGUCCUUCCCAAACUGAAACUGAGCUCCCUAUUUUGGGGAAGCCGCCAUAAUAAAUUUCGGGGAAAUGGCACCAAAACCACAAAAUCUCCCUUUAGCCUUGGUAAAGGUCAUUUGACUUUGUGGGUUUCCCCAAAAUUUGGGAUGUAAUUAACUGAGUAACUACACUUUUCUUCAAAGUAAUACAUGGAACUGAGAUAAGUUGACUUAGCAGAAGAUCAGCGCCUCUUUAAAAACAACGUAGACCAAUCAAGUAGAUAUUCUCCAAAUGAAUUAUUCGCUGUUAAAAACUACCCUGCUACCACGAUUCCUGUCUUUAUAAGGUAUUCCUACAUGUGAUGAGAAUCAAACUACAAAAUAAACCCCAACUCAAUUAGUUUAACAUCUUAUUAUUCAUCUGCGAUUUUACUCCCUGAAUAAACUUACCUAAUGUAUCAAGCAAAAGUGACUCCUAAGUUCAUUGUUAUAUUAAGUUCGUUAAACCAUCCCCCUUAAUGUGACUUCCCCUGUGAUUGGUUUAUUGGGAUUCGUGGCACCCGUAUUCUUCAGACAAAGUCUGGGACUUCAUUUCAUUGUCCUAUUAACACAUGAUAUCGGCUAUAUAACAAGAUCCACUCAAUGUUGAUAAAGUAAUAGAUCCGUAGUGUAUGUAUUUUGCUUUCAAUCACGAAGUCAAGAGCUAAACCUGCGUCAUUUGCAGCAACUCAAACACAGCAGACUUGCGGUGUCUGUACAUCCUGAACUUGGUAUUCGUACAUUAGUACCUCAUCAGUCAUACGCUAGAGAUCUUUUGAAUGCUGACUAUGAUGCACGUAGAAAUUACAUCCUCAUCCCCAGGUCAUGUCUUCAAAAUCUGUAAGUUCAUUAUAGCUUUCCUAAAUAAGAAGACCUUGCAACCAGAUUAUAGUGAUUGAAUGUGGGACUGCUACGUAACUGCCCAAAACUUCCAUACGGCUAGUUGUUUCAUCGGCCAUUUCAAAUUGACAGGCAUUUGAUAAAAAGUGACAUUUAAGUACGCAGGAGUAGUGGUUUAGCGUACAAACACCAACCCACCAGUAAACCACCACCCGCUACCGAAGUUUACCUGUUCAUGAAGUGUCAUUAUUCAUUUCAUGCAACAGUUGUAGCUCAGUCUAGUUUAGAGAUCUAUGCACGUCUGCUGAGUCCCGAAUUUCAAACUCGUGUUAUUUGAUUUAAUUUAGAUCCAAUUUAGUUUAAAUCCACGUGUACGCAACUAUCUCUUCCGGAAGCGUUUAUACAGUGUAACCAUGAAAGUCAUGAUUGACAGAAAUCUCAAGUGGCUGAAUAUGCCACUUCCCAUUUCUUUUCCAAAGUAGUGGUUUAGUUAUCAAAAGCGGUUGACUUCGAGCCACAAGUUAGAGGAUCCAAACACCAUUAUACGUAAUCCGACUAGAGCAGUAUAGCCUGAAGCCGAACACUAACUUGUAUCUCAUUCCUGGGUCACUAGUUAGGAAGUCUGUUUGUUGUCCUCUUAUUUUUGUUUAUUUAUACUGUGCACACUAUUUCAUGACUUGAUCACAAGUUUUAAGCGAUAGUAUUUCAUCAAAAAGCGCUACAACCAAACUCCAACGAUAAGAUUGUGAAAGAAAUUAGCAAAACUAGCUGUUUCAGCACCUAACUAAACGUUAGUAUGGAAAUAUUUGCCAUUGGAAAUCAGAUUCACUCUGAUUUAGAAACUAGCAAAGAAUAGAAAAAACUAAAUAAUCCAUUACAUAUAAUAACUGGUUGAAAAUUUAAUACCCACAUUGACAGAACAAGUGUACAACCUGGACAGUCUCAUCAGGGGUUUAAACACUGGUUAUAUAUAUUAAUCUGUCAGAUUUAGAUCACUAACGAUGGGUUCUUUUCUAGACAAACGAAGGGAUGGCACAUAAACAGACACCAAGAGACUUCUUGAAACUCAUAGUCGGGAGACCAGUGGUAGUUAAGCUUAACUCAGGUGCUGAUUACAGAGGUGUUCUAAUUUCUCUAGACGGUUAUAUGAAUGUGGUUUUGGAACAGACCGAAGAAUACGUUGAUGGUCAGUUGAAAAACAAAUACGGUGAUACGUUCAUCCGAGGAAACAACGUUUUUUAUAUUAGCACACAAAAGCGUUGGUGAUGGAUACAAUUUGUACAGGCCUUUUUUAUACGAACAAAUCGCGUGCUGAAUUCGCAAAUAAAUGUGCUUACUUUUGUAUAUUUACGUUUCCUGAAACCAUACUACCAUUCACAAGACUUAGACAACGGAAAGAUAAUAAUUAAUAAAAAUUUUACUACAUAAAAAGCACAUCUUGAUUAUAAAUACAUCUUUCUGAAAAA